UCCGGAAGUGGACUAAACCAAAGAGUCCCGCAGAUUCGAUACCGAUUGUCCCGAUCGAAACAAACGUGUCCGGACGACCCGCGUACAGAACAAUUCGUGUGACUAUUUUUUGGGCGCAACACAUGAGACGAUAAUGCUGGAUGGUUGCGCUCAUGAAGUUCACCAGAGAUAUCUGCAGGCUCUUGGGACUCGGGAGCGGCCCCCCUGUCCAGCAGCAGGAAACGCCGAUGGACUGUGGUGCAGCAACCCCUGACGCAAGGGAUGAUGCCACUUUGUCGCAGGAUGCCCUAAAUGGAGAGGAGGAUUUGAGCGAGGAGGAGAAGGUCAGACGGAAGGCAGAGCGACGCAAAGCAAAGAGGAAGCGCCGUCGAAAACGUAAGAAGCAGGAGCAGGUUAAGCAAGACGAGAAUGCUGAGCAGGACGACGACGACGACGAGGAGGGAGGUGCAGAGUCUGAACUGGACGAGAGCGAGUCGGAGGCAGAGGUUGGGGCUGAGGAGGAGAAACCGAGAGAGCAAAAAGAGGAGAAAAAGGAGGCAAAGUCGUCUGCCAUUCUGAAAAGUGCCACCGCUCCAGUCAUCCCUCCACCAGGAAUCAAAGCACAUGAGAAGAGCCACGGCAGACCCACUGAAGAGGAGCCUGAAUGGGACGUGAGCUGUGCCUUCUUUGCUAACGCUGCUAGCCAUAUCAAACCCAAAGGAUCAGGUCGCAAGUCCAAAGAAAAUAAGGAGAAUGAGGCCAGGCGAGAGACAAAUGGAACUGACACAACGUCGACCAAGAAAAGUGCAUCACUGACAGAAAAAGGGAUAAAGCUGGUGCAGGAGGGGCAGUAUGCACAAGCAGUCAUUAUGUUUACAGAUGCCAUCAAAUGUGAUCCAAAGGAUAACAGGUUCUUUGGGAAUCGCUCCUAUUGCUACUACUGCUUGGAGCAGUACCCUCAAGCCCUGGCAGACGCCGAGCGCUCACUUCAGUUGUCUCCAGAUUGGCCCAAAGGACAUUUCCGCAAGGGCAGCGCUCUCAUGGGCAUGAAGCGGUACAGUGAGGCAGAGAAGGCUAUGGAGCAGGUGCUAAAACUGGACAAAGACUGUGAGGAGGCUGCCAAUGACCUCAUUAACUGUAAAGUGCUGCAGUUGAUGGAUCUUGGUUUUGAAGAAAUGCAAAGUGUCCAACUGCUGGAGAAAUUUUCCACCGUGCAGGCAGUUCAGAUCGCUUGUUUGGAUGCAGCCGGGGUUGGGGGUCAGGAUCCAUCAGUUCUGCAACCUGGAAGCCCGUGUCCAUCUCUCUGGGUAGGAAAUGUGACGACGGAGAUAACGGAAAAACAUUUAUGGGACCUUUUUAAAAUACAUGGUGAGAUAGAGAGUAUUCGUGUGCUGCACGAGAGAUUCUGUGCCUUCGUCAACUUCAAGAAUGCAAACAUGGCGUCUCGUGCAAUGGAGAAACUAAAUGGUUAUUGUAUUGAGAACACACGUUUAGUGGUGCGCUACCCUGACCGUCGCACUCAGAGGGUCCUCCCCAUUCCACUUAAGACCUGUCUCCCGGUAACACAGCAGGCCGGAGCAGCUGCUGCUGGACCUCGGCGACGUGGUCCAGUGAACGGAGACGAGUGUUACUUCUGGAGAACCACUGGCUGCCAUUUUGGGGACAAAUGCCGCUACAAACACAUUCCUGAUCAGAAGAGCAAGGACAGGAAGCCCUGGCAGCCUUGAGCUCUGUUUACUCUCCGCCCCAGUAAUGUGCAGGAAGCUGGGAGAACAUAGACUGAGCCACAGGACUGGAUCCGGUUUUGUGGUCUAAGAAUUUGAAGUGUGGCAGAACGGACCAGAGGAGUCAGAUGGAUGAGUCAGCACUUGGGCUGUAGGGCUGGGAUAGUCCCACGUGUGCCUCAAAGAACCAGGAGUAUGAAGGAUUUAAUUUCAACCGAAGACCAUACUGUAGCAGCAAAAUCCCCCGAUUGAGUCUUUGUUUCAGAUGAAAACCUUCAUACUUGUAGUUCCUCAUGGUGCACAGUGACCUGUUCCUUCUCUAAGAGGUACAGCUGCCCCCCCCCCCCCCCCCCCUUACGAAAGACAGAGGAAGUGAAACUGCCGGCAUUUGUUGUUGGACAAAAGUAAAGACUCUGCCAUGUGACGAAGCAAUGAAAGGAGUCGGCAUGGAUUUUGCAGGGCCAAGGCUCUUCAGCGAUGAUCCCGGGGACCUUCCUUCUUUCACACAGGUCAUGAAGCAGUGUUCAUCAAAGAUUCACAACUGCUCCCAUCAGUCUGCGGUUCAUACUUGGGCUCCCUUUUCUUACAUUAAGUCUCUGUGCCAGUACCAGCACAUUGUCCCCCAGACCAAAGACUCGCAAACAGACGUACUUAUGACUUCCACUCAGUUCAGUUCCUCCCGUAGGCUGACGAGGUUUUUCUUUAAGCCAGUAAACAUCAGAGAUCCCGAGAGGUGCCUUCACGAUGUGGUAUGUAGCCUUUAGUUAAAAUGAUCCAACAGUGGGCUACUGGACAUCAAGACCCACAGACUGAACUUGAGGGAUUGCAGGAUUGUAUGUAUUAAUGCAUGAACUAAAUGUAUAUGUCACUUUAUUUACUUACUGGCGGCCCUAUAGUUGAACAAUUGAAUACACAUACUGCAUGUCUGGGUUGCGUAGGACCUAUCAUCCUUUGUAAUAAUACCUGUUGGGUGCAGAAGAAGAAAUACAAACACCUGACAAUGUCAUGCAGUCCAGUGGAAUACAAACCGUCUUUAUGAGGGCUGUAGUGUUCACCUUGUAGGUGGGACUCUAUCAGAGAGAUGCUGGUAAUUUUCGGAGGCCUUUAGUUUUUGUUGUGGAGGAUUGUAUGACCUGUCAAGUGUCAAGUUCUUUACAUCUCCCCGACUCUUCAGAAAGCAGCAAUCUGUUUACACGAUGCAAAAAAAACAACCUUCAUUCAUCUCAGCAGUAGUAUUGGCAAUGUGCUUUCUUGGUAUUUUUGCAUCGUAAACGUCACAGCGGUUUUUGUCUAUGCAAAGGAAAAGUGCCAGUUCGAUUGCUCUCUCUCUCUCUCUCUCUCUCUCUCUCUCUCUCUCUCUCUCUCUCUCUCUCUCUCUCUCUCUCUCUCUUCUCUCUCUCUCUCUCUCUCUCUCUCUCUCUGACUUGUAUAGACACACACCCACAGAAUCUCCUGCAUAAAUAGUCAGUUUUUUUUAAGGUUGUUUAUGUCAAUGACUGACAUAAAUCGUGUUUUCUUUGACAAACUAGUGUACUAUGAGACAGUGCCUUACAAAAAAAACACCACUCAGUCAUGUGCAUGUAUCUUUAAGGGCCAUGUGUGUUUACACGAUCCAUUAACAGAAGUUUUGAACCUUAAAAAUCAGUAUUUUUGACCUAAUGGCCUCCUUUUCAGUAUUUCAGUGAACCAAAGAAUGCCACACCUGACGGCUCCGCACUGAAAACAGCUUCCUUCUUUCACAAGUUUCAACACUAGACAGAACAUUCGGCCUGUGUCUUAACAUUUACAGCCACGACACCUGGUUUAAAUCCACACUACAUUUGCCUGUAAACUACACACAGCAUUGUGAGAGUAUUUAUUACUUUAUUUAUAUCGGAGUUUUUCUUUUCUUUAUCUUUUUUACCACAGACCUUGGGAAAGCGAAAUUUAGCUUAGAAACUUCAGUCGGUAUUUUAUGUUAAGUGAUAUAAAGGCUGCUCAUCUGCUUAGUUCUGGCUGUAGAGUCCAGCGUUAAAAACUGUCACAUGCUUCCACUUCUGCUUUUCUCACUACUCUCUGUCUUGUGGCUCAAACUUGUGAAAAAGGAAUUUGGACCGCAAACUUUCACACUGCACUUGUAUAUUUUGCUUGUUUCUUAUUUGACUGGUGCUGCAAAGUUUAUUUAAUUUCGCAGACUUGAUAUGCAUUGGAAAUCACCAUCGGUUAAUUUAAUUUACCAUCAGGCUCUUUGUUAGGCUUUUUAUAAUUCUUAAUACCCACUUUUAGACUGUCAGGAAAAUGCAUAAUUAAUCAUAAUGUACACACUGAUCAAACAGAGCACUGCAAUCCUGUUAAUCCCCCAAAUAUUUUGUAUUGUCGCACUGCAAAGAAGAGUAUUUUAUAUUUAAUAAAUGAACUACCUAUACCA
Molecule: messenger RNA, 4110 nt
Organism: Pleuronectes platessa (European plaice)
Lineage: Eukaryota; Metazoa; Chordata; Actinopteri; Pleuronectiformes; Pleuronectidae
Exons: 16
Coding region: 141-1706 (521 amino acids)
Molecular function (GO): protein binding; metal ion binding; RNA binding
Source: RefSeq, a predicted model, not a curated record